This is a messenger RNA of Cynocephalus volans (Philippine flying lemur), 1732 nucleotides long. RefSeq names its product lipid droplet associated hydrolase (gene LDAH). Gene Ontology annotation, cellular component: lipid droplet. NCBI's taxonomy places the organism in Eukaryota, Metazoa, Chordata, Mammalia, Dermoptera, Cynocephalidae. Gene Ontology annotation, molecular function: lipase activity. Gene Ontology annotation, biological process: lipid storage. The record is from RefSeq and is a predicted model, not a curated record. The transcript is spliced from 7 exons. The coding region runs from base 40 to 1017 and encodes 325 amino acids.
GUCUUCAGGGAGAGCUGGUCGCCUUCUAGGGGGACAGAAAUGGACUCAGAAAUCAAGGAAGAAAUUCCUGUGCAUGAGGAAUUCAUUUUGUGUGGUGGAGUUGAAACCCAGGUUUUGAAAUGUGGGCCCUGGACUGACCUCUUUAAUGAUCAAAGUGUCAACAGGCCUAAGCUGCUUAUUUUCAUUAUUCCUGGUAACCCAGGUAUGUCUGUCUUCUACGUGCCAUUUUUAAAGGCUUUGUACUCUUUGACAAACAGACGCUUUCCAGUUUGGGUUAUCAGUCAUGCUGGGCAUGCCUUGGCCCCCAAAGACAAGAAGAUUCUUACAUCUUUGGCGGAUCAAAAUGCUCAAGAAAUUAAAGACAUUUAUGGACUGUGUGGUCAAAUAGAACACAAACUGGCUUUCCUGAGAACUCAUGUGCCAAAGGAAAUGAAGCUUGUGCUCAUCGGCCAUUCAAUAGGUUGCUAUAUUUCUCUUCAAAUGUUGAAGCGUGCCCCUGAGCUCCCAGUAAUUCGCUCCUUUCUGCUCUUUCCAACAAUUGAGCGAAUGUCUGAGUCACCCAAUGGCAGGAUUGCCACUCCACUUUUGUGCUGGUUUCGAUAUGCUGUCUAUGUUAUUAGCUACUUGUUAUUUAAACCAUGUCCUGAGAAAAUCAAGUCCUUGUUCAUCAGAAUGGGCCUUCAAGCAAUGAACCUAGAGUGUGAAUUUUCACUGAUGAAUGUAUUCGAACCUUUCUGCCAGGCAAAUGCUGUUUACCUUGGGGGCCAAGAAAUGAUGGAAGUGGUGAAGAGAGAUGAUGAAACCAUAAAGGAACAUUUGUCUAAGCUUACGUUUUACUAUGGUUCCAAAGAUAAUUGGUGUCCAAAAGAGUACUAUGAAGACAUCAAGAAAGAUUUUCCAGAAGGAGAUAUUCGACUCUGUGAGAAAAAUAUACCUCAUGGUUUUAUCCUCCAUUUUCACCAGGAAAUGGCUGAAAUUGUAGCUGACUGUCUGAAGGAUGAUCUCUCCAAAAUAUAAAUACGGACACAAGGAAACAAGCACCUACAGCCAGUACAUGGAGGCAGUGGGUUCACGAUACUUACUAUGUAAAUGUUUCAUUUUGAUGCUUGAUAUUAGAAAAGAAAAAAGUGAGAACCUCUUGACUUAAAAACUACCAGCUCCCAGCUCCCCAUGCUACAGGAUGAAGUCAACGUAGUUGAUCAUUCCAUAGGUUUAACAACACAUUUUCCAAGACUCAGGGAACACAAUGAUCUAAACAAGAUGUCAUGUUUACACAAGAUGCCCAGUAGCACCAUAUGGUUUAUUUUGGUAGGCAGGAUCCUUGCAGACAAAAGAAAAUCUAAAUUUAGUUGAUUUCAAUUGAGUUACAUUGUAGAGUAGGCUCUCCUGGAGAAAAUCAUGAAGUACGUGGUAGAAAACAUAAAAGCGAUCAGUAAGUGUUAAGUGCACGAGUAUAGUCAGAUAUGUGAAGUGUGUAAGAUCAUGAUGAGCAUACACUCAUGUUCCAGGAGCGGGAAGUGAUGAGCAGUGGGUAUUAGCAGUGGACCUGGGUCUCCUUUAAGGACAGAAGAUGAAGGUCAUCCCAGACUAACUGCAUAGAUCUUGACUGAGAUCAUCACUGUGACUUCCCCAUCUUCCUGCUUAGAAAAUAAAGUUCUCCAGACAUUGCUCUGGUCAUCUAACCAGAUAAAGAGUUGUUGGAGGAUCCCAGCUACACCUCCUGCCACAGGAC